CUACGGUGCUUGUCGUCUUCGUCCGCCGCAGCCUACGUCCAUCAAAAACACUCGAAAUCGCAGGAGAAAGACCAAAGUGAUUGCUAAUUCGCAUAUCGUUUAGUGAAAAUUAGUUGGUUCCGUGUCUUGUGCGCCGCGAGUUUACCACAGCUGUUCAGUUACUACCACGGGAGAAGUCGCGUAACCACCGCAGUCAGUCCUUAAUCGAAGAACAACAAGUUUUAUAGCUCGUUUCGUUUGCUACUUGAACAGCAAAAAAAUCUUCAAAAAUGGUGUUAAAAGUGUUUAUCAGUGGAAUGUCCGGCAAUAAGGAGGUCAAAAAACGCCAGCAACGUGUUCUUAUGAUUUUGGACAGUAAAAAUAUCAAAUACGAAACAAUCGACAUAACAGAACCAGGUAAAGAAGCCGAAAAGGAUUUUAUGCAAACAAAUUCAACAAGUAAUGGAGCGACAGUGGGCGAUCAAAAUCCCCGACAUCCACUGCCACCACAAAUCUUCCAUGAAGAUGAAUAUUGUGGCGACUAUGACGCCUUCGAUUUGGCCAACGAGACAGACGAAUUGGAAAAAUUCCUGAAAUUAGCACCAGCCGAAGUGACCAGCGUUUCAAGUGCCGAAAUUGAAUUGAAGAGCAAAGAAAACGGGGAACCUGGAACUGAAGAGAACAAAGAGAACGAAGCAAAGGAGACCGCUGAAGGUGAGGAGAAGAAGGAGGAAGGUGAGGGAGAAAAGAAGGAGGAAGGUGAAGGCGAAAACAAGGAAGAAGGUGAAAAGAAGGAGGAAGGUGAAGGAGAAAAGAAGGAAGAAGUUGAUGCAGAAAAGAAGGAAGAAGGUGAAGAAGGAAAGAAGGGAGAAGCCGAAGGUGUAAAGAAGGAGGAUGGUGAAGGUGAAAAGAAAAAAGAAGGUGAUGAAGAAAAGAAGGAAGAAGGUGAGGGAGAAAAGAAGGUAGAAGGUGAUGCAGGUGAAAAGAAGGAGGAAGCUGAAGGUGAAAAGAAGGAGGAAGGUGAAGGCGAAAAGAAGGAAGAAGAGAAGAAAGAAGAAAGCGACGUGGAAAAGAAAGAUGAAAAAGAAGACAAGAAGGAAGAAGUUGGCGACAAAGAAGGUGAAUCAGCGGGUCAAGAAGAUGAAAGUAAAUCUGAGGAAAAGGAAAAGACAGAUGCUGCCGAUGAGAAGAAAGAAGAAGAAGCGGGCACUGAAGACGCAGACAAAGCCGAAGUAAAGGAAGAAAAGGAAAAGACUGAAGAUUCCGAGAAGAAGGACGCAGAAGAACCGGACAAAGCAACAGAAAAAGAUGAAGAUAAAGCGAAAGAAGCCGAACCUGUACAAGAUGAUUCUAAAGUAAGUGAAACAAAUGUAGAAGAUAAAACAGAGUCUGAAGAAGGUAAGGAAAAAGCUGAAGAUGUUAAGGCUGAAAGCGCGGAAGAGAAGCACGAAACCACGGAAGACAAAAAAGAAACGGAAGAUGAAAAGAAAACGGAAGAAACUAAAGAAACAGAUGAAAAAGGCGAAGAGAAAAAAGAGGAAUCAGCAAGUGAUGAUGUAAAAAAAGAGUCAGAUGAAAAAACUGAAGAGACAAAGGAAGAAUCUGCGAGCGACGACGUGAAAAAGGAUUCAGAACAAAAAGAAGAUUCCGCCCAAGAAACCCCUGCCGAAGUCAAAGAAACCGAAUCGACCAAAAAAGAAGUAGAAGAAGUUGCCAGCGAAGUAAAAGCAGAGCCAGAAGAAACAAAAGAAUCUCCGAAACCUGACGACGAAGCCGACAAAUCCACUAAACCUGAAAAAACAGAUGAACCGUCCGAGAAAGAAGAAGAUAAACAAAAAGAUGAAGAAGCCUCUAAGGAAUCAGAAUCAAAACCAAGCGAAGAAACAUCAGAGAAAAAAGAUGAUACAUCUCCUGAAGCACCUUCUAAAGAGGAUACAAAAGAACCAACGGCGGAGAAGAAAGAUGAGGUCGAAGCUUCAGCAACGGAUUCAACUCAACCUAAAGAGGGUGAAAAAGAUGAUAAGUCUGCCGAUGAAGAAACCAAGCCUGAAUCAAAUGUAGAAAAACAAACAACAGAUGAAAGUCCAAGUGAAACAACAAAAGAUACAGAAACACCUAAACAGGAUAACACUGAGGAAAAUGCCAAAGCGAAUGGAGUCAAAUCGCGAGAGGGAUCAACGGAAAAGACUGCAGAAACAGAUAAAGCGGAAGAUGGCCAAUAAAUAUUUAAUACUUGAUCGCCCAUUUUGCAAGAAAACAGUAAAGAUUUUAACUAGGCUCUAACACAAAAACUACAUGAAAGUCGAUAGUAAUUGCAAAAGUGCUUCCUCCCGCCCCGGGAGGACAGAAAGUUUGUUGAGAUUUCGGUAUAUCAGAAAACCUUUGGAACGGCAGUUGUUGAAAAUGCUUUAUAGGAAAAUUUUUGAGAAAAACUUAUGAAAAUCAAGCUUAAAAGUCCAUAAAAUAUGUUCGAGUACAAGAUGAAUUAUUGCAUUAAUUCCUCGUUCGAAUUCUGUACCUUGUGGCGGUUACUAGACAUAUCAAGCAAUAAAUUUGAAUUUGAACCAUAAACGUUUGUUGUAUUUCAAUUUGGUACUUUGUCCGGUUUCCUUAGAUGUGGUUUUAAAUGUGUUCUAAAUUCAAACAAUAAUUCACGAUUGUACUUCAUUUUGUACUCCUUAACAUUUGUUUUCCAUUAAAAAGCGUAUUAAAAGUCAUAGUUACGAGUUACACUCACUAUAAAUCGAAUGCAUUAUAUAUAUGAAAGGAACUGAGUAAUUUUAAGGAUUACAAAUUCAGUUGAUGCUUUUAAACGAUAUGAAAACCAUACGAAGUUUUACAUUCUUUCUCGUGUUAAGCCUACUUAAAAAAGGUUGCGUUGAUUUAAAUAAUUUCUCUUGCAUCAUUUAAAGUUUUAAAAAUGUUCUUUCAAAAUAUUUGUUUCAUUCGUUAAAUUUUUCGUUCAUUUCUCUGUAUGUAUAUACAUUGUUUCUAUAUCCUUUUAUUAUUGUAUAUUUUAAAUGUAUUUUCUAAUUACUUUAUGCAGCGGAAUUAAUGAUAAAUUAUUUUAAGUUAAAUUAAAAAAAAAGAAUAAAAACCAAGCAUUAUAAAUAAAUGGAAAUCAAAAGAA
This is a messenger RNA of Hermetia illucens (black soldier fly), 3109 nucleotides long. RefSeq names its product spore wall protein 2 (gene Sh3beta). The record is from RefSeq and is a predicted model, not a curated record. The transcript has 4 exons. The coding region runs from base 270 to 2201 and encodes 643 amino acids. NCBI's taxonomy places the organism in Eukaryota, Metazoa, Arthropoda, Insecta, Diptera, Stratiomyidae. Gene Ontology annotation, cellular component: cytoplasm.